GUUACAGGAUUAGCUUCACAUUCUUCAAAACAUGCUUAUCCACCAUUGACUAAUGCUAAACAUCGACGAAUAGCAUUACAAUAUAAAAUUAGUGAUUCAAUGACACAAAAAAGAUUAUUUCAACAACAUGGAAUCCGAUGGACUU
This is a messenger RNA of Racocetra persica, 145 nucleotides long. The record is from the annotation of a GenBank genome assembly. Lineage: Eukaryota; Fungi; Glomeromycota; Glomeromycetes; Diversisporales; Gigasporaceae.